AUGGGCGCGCCGUGUCCGCAAGAUAUAACAACCGAAAUUCGGAAAUUCUUUGGCGCUGAACGGAUCCACCCGGACUUGAGAGACCUGGAGCAUAUCUUUAGGUUGCUUUUCGAGCUCCUGCCAGACACAGUCUAUAUAAUUGAUGGCCUAGACGCCUUGGAUCAGAAGCACAGCAAAUCUCUUCUGCAGUUUGUCCAAUCGCUAUUUCGCUCUAUUAAGAACCCUAGAGGACCCCGGAUCUUGCUGUUCAGCAGGGAUCAAGUUCCAGGAUACAUAAACAUGGCCACAUUCAUACCUGGCAUUCGUCGGAUUUCGACAUCGAAAAAUGUCAUGCGAGACAUCAAGGUCUACCUUGACACCAGCAUCACGGAUAAGAGCUUGUGCAGAAGACUCACUGACAACGUCGAGUUACUUGAGAAAGUUAGGCAAACCCUUCUAACCAAGUCCUUAGGAAUGUUUCUUUGGGUGCACCUGGUCCUGGAAAUUCUCUGGGAUACUUGCCACACAGAUGCAGAAAUACGCUCAGCGUUGGCCACAUUGCCCAAAGGACUUGAAGAGGUAUAUAGCCGCUGCUUGGAUAGAAUAACGUUCCGCGAGAGCUAUGCACCGCUGGUGCUCAAGUGGGUUAGCUUUGCCACCAGGCCCCUACAUAUCGAGGAAUUAAGAGAGGCUGUCUCGUUCGGGUUAGAGGACACACGGUGGAACGAAGAGACAAAGCCGCAGAAGGAUGUUUUACUGGGCUGCUGUGCGAACCUUGUUAUUGUGGACCGCGCAGAUGAGUGUGUGCGCUUCGCACAUUCGUCGGUACAGCAAUACCUCGAGAAGCGCCUCGAACAAGAUGGCGAUUCAAACAGCGAUCUCGCGUACCCAACUAUAGAAAGGGGCAGUCUAGAAUGCGGAGAAUUGUGCGUUGCGUACCUCUCAUUCUCAGACUUCAGCCUCCAGGUAAGGGAGUAUUCAACGGAAGGAACAACAAUCCCAGCCCCGUCUCCAGCAUCAAUAGCACAGCAGGUUCUUUCUCGUCAUCCACGCACCAGACGUCUUUUCUCACGACUUUUGCCUGAAAAGAGUGAGACUCCUAUAACCUUUCACGCCGUUCGCACGCGGUCAACUCCGGAUUGGGGACGCUACAAGUUCCUCAAUUACGCUGUCACAAACUGGGCAAUACACACAAAGAAAAUAACCGAUACGUCUCUGGUUUGGGGGAAAUUCAUGACACUUGCCACAUGUUUCAAUGAAACUUGGAACUUUCACCCCUGGGUGGCUGGUGGCCGCUCAAAUGAAUCGCGUAUCCACGGGCUUUUCAGCUGGGCAGUCAAAGAGCAACACGAGCCCUUGCUGUCAAUUGCUAUGGCUGCGGGAGAAUCAUACCAUCGCAUCUGCAAUCUCCCCCUGAUUGGCGAAAGACUUCCGGCCCUUCAUGUCUCUUCGAAACUGGGCUAUACGGCCGUAGCGAGGGCUCUACGAGAUUCUUGCAAACUCAAUAUGCCAGACUGGGAAGGCCGUACGGCUCUACACCACGCAGCCAGUAGAGGGCACACUGAAAUCUGUCACCUACUUCUAGACAAAGAGGGUAUGAAGGUAGAUACUGUAGGGCAGGCCCAAUGUACACCACUGUGGCUCGCCGCCAGCAAUGGGCACGUGGAUGUCGCUCGCGUGCUUAUACAGAACACAUCGAAUGCUGAAGUCAAAGAAAAUACCACUCGCCAGAGCCCUCUUUCCGUGGCCGCACGAAACGGGCAUCUUGCAAUGGUCGACUUUCUUCUUCAGAUAGGGACUGACUUAGAGUCAAAAGACGGUUUUGGUCGAACACCUCUACUGUGGGCUGUUCUUAACGGACGGGAGGAGGUAACAAAACUACUUCUUAAGCGCGCCGACUUGGAGGUUAAGGAUGAUAGAGGCUGGGCACCACUAUCCACGGCUGCAGCACACGGGUAUGGGGCGAUAGUGAGUCUAUUACUCGAUAGGGGCUCUGAUAAGGAGGCUUCUGGUACAGGUCAAACACCACUGUCAGAGGCUACAAGAAAUGGACAAAAGGCUAUAGUAAAACUACUGCUUGACAGAGGCGCUCAUAUAGAGUCGCGGGGCGUAAAUGGUGAAACCCCUCUGGCAUGGGCUGCAGCAUCCGGAUAUAAGGAGGCAGCAAAGUUGCUGCUUACCAGGGGCGCUAAAAUCGAGGCAAAGGAUACUACAGGAAAAACACCAUUACUAUUUGCUGCAUCACAGGGCCACCCAACUCUAAUUCAGCUGCUGGCCCAUAAUCGUGCUAACUUGGAGGCCACAGAUAAUACCGGCCGUACACCCCUAUCAUGGGCCGCUGGCAACGGGAAUGACGCAGAAGUAGCUCUGCUGCUUGAGCUGGGUGCUGACGCGGAGCAUAAAGACGCUGCAAACCGGACACCACUGUCAUGGGCGGAACAGCAGGGAAAACAUACAGUAGCAAAGGCCCUUCGGCGCAUGGCCGGUGGAGUUAUUACUUGA
Molecule: messenger RNA, 2481 nt
Organism: Aspergillus puulaauensis
Lineage: Eukaryota; Fungi; Ascomycota; Eurotiomycetes; Eurotiales; Aspergillaceae
Product: ankyrin repeat domain-containing protein
Exons: 2
Coding region: 1-2481 (826 amino acids)
Cellular component (GO): cytoplasm; nucleus
Molecular function (GO): protein binding
Source: RefSeq, a predicted model, not a curated record